AUUUUAUUUGUUCAUAAUGCUGUCUGCACCCUCAUUCAGGGCCCUCGGUAAGAGAAGAUAUGCCUAGUCAUGCAAGGAAAUUUAUUUUGAGCCACCUUGGACCUCUUUUUCAGACACCACUUCCAACCUAAUUUUUGGAGCAGCUCACAGGAAACUCGAGAUUCAGAUGAUGACAUAAAUUUCUAUUUCUGGAAGUAAAACUGCUACAGAUGGUAUUGGGGAAAGUUAGUAUGAUGGCUGAUGAUGGAUAUGAAAAAGUUUGCAAAAUUAAAUCUUUACUAGCAGAGUGCAUGGUACCACCAAGGGAAUCACAGUUCUUAAAUUUAGAUAGAUAUAUCGAAGAAAACAGUGAGGUAUCAUUUAUUCCUGAUCCCCCUAGCUGGUGCAAUAUAAGCUUUCGUGGCUUUCAGGAAAGAGUGCUCACUUAUAGACCACAACAUUGGGGAGCUGAUCCAAAUGCUGUUCUGUGGUUCUCGAAAUAUGGCUGGCGAUGCACUGAAAAAUUUGUGAUAAAGUGUGAUAUAUGUUCUUCAACAGUUGAAUGUUCUUCAUUGAUCCAGAAACCAGACUUGUGGGGCGAUAUUGCUCAUAAAGCACAUGAUAAUUUGUGCUAUUGGUCAUUUUGUCCCUGUCCGGAUAGAUUUAUACAGAUCAUAACUCAUCCAAAAAUUUUGUGCAAAAAUAUAUGCCACAGCUGGCAAAAAAUUAUUAUGUAUGAAAGUGAGUUACCAAAGAUACAACAAGUUGUGUUAGAUAAAAUGGGCCUGAGCAGAGAUGUUCUGGAGCAUUUGUUUAAAAUCAUUGAAUCAAAUUGUUCUGAAGAAGGAAUAAGUGCACUGGUUUUAGUGAUCUGUGGUUGGCUGAAGAGCUCAGAAGAUAACACUCUAGAAUGUGCAUAUUGUGAGAGGCAUUUAGCCCUGCGUCACUUUUUUAGCAUUGCGGACAGCAGUAAAAUUAAUGACUCUGUACCUGUUCAAGAUGAUGGUCGCCCAGGGGAUGAAGCAACAAAAAUGGACAUCUCAGAAACAAAUGCAGGCAAGAGCUUGUCAUCAGAAACUAAUCGAGAUAAUUCAAUCGCUGACAAUGGAUGUAAAAUUUUGAGUGUUCAUACAUUACAGCCAGUGAAACGAAUCAGAAGGGGUCAGCCUGCAGUUCAUACACGCAUCGCACUUCAUCGGGCACGUGCUCUAUCUUGUGUGACUACACAGAAAUUCCCCUCUUUUUGUAAUAUACUUCUUUUGCGGUAUGGUGUUAAAUUACCCAAACAGAGAGGAUCCCGUAAAAAUAAAAAAUACUUGGGGGGGAAAUAUUCAGGAAGUGACAUAAUUGUGGAAGAUGAGAUAACAACUGAUGGAAAUGAAUCAGCCUGUGAGAAACCUACUCAAGAAUUAUAUUACAUUGACAAAGCUGAUGGGGAAGACUCUGGUCCUCCGAAUGGAAAAAAUGGUAUUAAAAGAAAAUUUCCUGAUGAUGAAGACACUGAAAAUAUUGAAAUAUGUCAAAUUGACAAACAGCAGAAAGUUGCUGCUGAUGUUUCUAAAAUUGAGGAUAAUAAUUCUAGUAUGCAAAAAGUGGAUAUCGAUACAGUGUCUAAUGUGCAAUGUAGUACUGAAGAGUCUGUAAAACCAGAAUCAGAUUCAGAGACGAUUACAAGAAAUUUGACCUCAGAAAAUGCUGACAUAAGUAGAAAUAUGACUGAAAUUAAUCUGCCAGUCAGUGAACAGCUUGUAAGUCCCCAUGAAGUUGAGGGAAAAGAAGCCUCAUCUUCUUCAAAUAGCGUGCAGGAUACCCUUGGCAAUAAAUCUGAUGAUGUGCCUCCUGCCGAGGAAGAAUACAGAGGAGAUAACAAUUUUGAGAAAAAACAGAAUGAAAUUGCAGAAAUAGCUGCCAUUUCUGCCUCUGAGGAAAUUGGUCCAAAUGUUGGAAAACGGCAGCUCAUUUGUGAUGAUGACCAACAAACAGAGGGACCAAACAAGAGAUUGAAAAUUAGUUCAGAGAAUAGUCCACUGAGGAAGAAAAAUCUCAAUCCUGUUGUUGAACAUAGAUUUUGGUGUAUAUGGAGGAUCAAAACAGUUGACAGGCUUCUGGGAUCCCCCAAGGAAGGCUGGAGACAAAUCCUGGAUCUGUUGAAGUUUGGUGUUUCACCACAAAAUACUGAAGCUGAAGAGGAAGCUGGUGACAUGUUUGAAGAAGUGAAGAAAAUACACUACAUGAUGAGUGGUUGGUGAGAGUACACAAAAUGCAAACUUUGGAUAGUUAUGAAAACCAUUCCAACAAUCAUUGUGGAUGGAUCAUAUGGAUGAAUGUUUUGUAUAUGUGAAAAUACAACUGAAAAGCAAUAGACAGUACUCUAUAAGUGAUUAGAUGUGACUUUUCCUACCAGAUUAUCCUGAUGUUGCCAUCCGGAAACAAACUGUGGGGUACAGUAAUAGAUCUCAAAAUACUGACCAGUGCUGUCAGCUACAAAAUUGAUUUUUCUGGUAGUUUAUGUAAAAAUGUGUUGUAUGUCAUUUGUGUAGUAAUAUAUCAUUUUUAUGUCAUAAAUCAUUAAAAAUGCUUAUUUA
This is a messenger RNA of Schistocerca nitens (vagrant locust), 2564 nucleotides long. RefSeq lists its product as uncharacterized. Lineage: Eukaryota; Metazoa; Arthropoda; Insecta; Orthoptera; Acrididae. The coding region runs from base 210 to 2228 and encodes 672 amino acids. The transcript has 6 exons. Gene Ontology annotation, molecular function: zinc ion binding. Gene Ontology annotation, cellular component: nucleus. The record is from RefSeq and is a predicted model, not a curated record.